This is a messenger RNA of Amoebophrya sp. A25, 1413 nucleotides long. The record is from the annotation of a GenBank genome assembly. NCBI's taxonomy places the organism in Eukaryota, Dinophyceae, Syndiniales, Amoebophryaceae.
CUGUAGGCCGUGAAGAGAAAUACCUGUUUUUAGAACGUACUGCGCCCCUAUUGGUGGCCAGAAAACUAAUGAUAGAGGAGCACUAAGCCCCGCCGGAAUGAUAGAGGAGCACUAAGCUCCGCCUGCCGCCGGUUUGCGAACUGGAUAAAGCUGAGGCCGCUCUUUCAGUAGCCCCACGAUACAAAAAAAAAGAAGAAAACUUUUCCGGAAAUCUCCAAAUCCAAAUCCAAAAUGUCAGUCCAUUUAAGCUGCUUACCUUGCGUAUUAGCGUAUUUCACGUCUCUAAUUUCACAAUACGAGUGGUUAUUGGUGUGCAUAGAAGUAACAUUGGAACAUACCUAGGGUUUUCUCUGAUGUGAUUUUUCAUAGUGGUUUCGACGUCUCCAUGUAUAACGUCCAAGAAUUAUGUGCUUGUGACUGGCCAACAUGCUGGUUUCUUGAGUAAUUGCCCGGAAUAUUCGUUAAUUAUAAACAGACAUUGUCAUUGCAGCCCUCUGACAAUCGUACAAGAAAUCCGAAAGUCGUUUCACAGAAAAAGAAAACACUGAUCGAGACCUACAGGAAAAGAAAACAAGAUGACGUCUUUCUCUCAUCUUCAACUUCUCGCCUUCAUCUUGCUGAACUACUUCGGGCUCGUGUCAGCACUAAGACGAGAAAUGCUGAGGACGAAACUCUUCAUGGCGCACCACGAUUAAGAAAGGAAUUCGAAUUUGCCGAUUGGAAUUGUUCUACUCGUCUUGUAAACAAGCAUUAUAUACAGAAGGUUUCUAUUUGACGUGUUUAUUGGAAAAGGGAGGAGUCAUUUUUGUCAUUUAGUCAUAGAUACAUUAAUGCUUUACGGGACGAGAUGAACAAGUAAAUGUCGUAGAUACCUCCUGCGCAGAUGCUACUCAUGACUCGAUACUUAAGUCUUAAGAUCAAGAAUCGGCAACAUGAUCUAUACAUUAUUGCUCGCUAUUCUAAUGUACCACAGCGGCUGAAGCGUGCCAGGCAUGCCAAACUAACGAAUCCGGCGCCACAUGCUAUUCCGGAAAGUGUGGUGACGGCAGUGGCAAGUUCUGUUGGUCAACCUCUACACAAACUGGAUUUACGCUUUGUAGCACUUCCAGUAGAUGAGAUCUUAUAGACAGAGAUGUUUUUUACAGUAGGCACAGCGGACAAUCUCUGUUUGAUGCCCAAGGCGUUAUUAGAGACAGCUGUCGAUGUAGUUACGGGAACAGAUUAUAUAGUUGUAAUGAUUCUGAUCGAUGAGAUUACAGAUCUGAUGAAUGAACAGAUCGAUGAUGUGAAUGGGAUUGUUAUAAGAUUAUCGCUGCAUGAUCUUUUGAACCAUGUGAGCUGCACAGAGACCAUUGAUUCAAGUUCAACCAUGUUGUACUAAGAGAAAAAAUAUACUGAUCAUCGACGAACAGC